AAAUGAAACAGAAUAUAUAGCAUUUACUCGGUUUUAAUUGUGUGUUCUCUUUUAAAUAUUACGAACGUAAAAAAACCCCACCCUGGAAAUGGCAUGACCUACGGAAGGUAACGGAAAUUAACGAAUAAUUCCCUGGACAUAACCAAUCAUAGUGCACCACGAACUUUUCGCUCCAGAAAGUUCAGCAAUGUCGUCUGCAAUACACUUUUUGUUUGUGUUGUUAUUUUCAUUAUUCGUUAUUAAUGCUGUUUUCUGUGACAGUGAUCAAACGGACAGAAAAGAAGAAGAGAAAUGGAAGAAAAAAGAUAUCAGAGAUUAUGACGACGGAGAUGUUGAAAGACUUUACGAUCAGUGGGAGGAUGCGGAGGACGAACCUCUAGACGAAGACGAACAACCGGAAUGGAAGCGGACACCGAAACCGAUCGACAUGAGUAAACUGAAUCUCGAGGAUCCGGAGGGCGUGCUCAAGAUGACCAAACAAGGAAAAUCACUCAUGAUGUUUGCAACAGUUUCAGGUGAUCCAACAGAAAAAGAAACCGAAACCAUCACAGCUUUAUGGCAGUCAAGUAUGUUCAAUGCCCAUCUGGAGAUGCAAAGAUACAUAGUUGGUCCUAACCGUGUGUUGUUUAUGGUACCUGAUGGUUCGAAGGCAUGGGAUGUGAAAAACUACCUUAUACAACAGGAGAAAUGUGCAGAGGUUACGAUCGACGGACAAAACUAUCCGGGGAAAGGUGCCAAGAAAACGGGUGCAAAAGAUGACAAGAAGAAAACGGACAAGAAAACCACAGACAAAGAUAAGAAGAAAUCGAAGGAGGUUAAAAAAGACAAGAAGAAAUCCGACAACGACAUCAAGAAAGAAAAGAAAUCGGACAGCAAGGAUAAAAAACAGAAGGGAAAAGAGGAGGACAACAAAACGGGAAGAAAGACAGAAAAGAAGAAAGACCGAAAGAAAACAGAGUUGUAGAGAUGUGACGAGAAGAACGUGCAGUAUUUAUUUCUAAUAUUUCUAGUCAUUCCUUAAAGGUGUGGUUACGCAGUAGAUAACCAUCUGAAGAGAGAUUUGCACUUCUCAAAUGAGACCAUUUAAAAAAAAAACCCAUGUAAUGGAAUGGUAUUGGUUACGACAUGAACACCACAGUUUUAACACCUAUGUUUACAGGCUUCGAUAAUCGACACCAUUUCCCCACCAUUCCUCAAAAUCAGUUUUUUUAUUCGCAAUUUCUUUGUAGUAAAAAAAAUUCCCAAUUGAUGUUAAUAAUUCUUCUUUUUUAUAAAGGCAUGUUUUGAAAACAAUGCACAACACUUGAUAUUAAUUUGAAUAUAUAUACAAUGUACUUGUAUAGUAUAACUCAUUUAAAUUCUAACAAAGUUCAAUGAGAUGUUUUUUUAAAUGAAACUGAAAAUUCCCUUCUUGUUUUUUAAACUGCUAAAAUUUCCCAAUGUCAAAGCCAUGGGUGUCAAUUCAAAUUUUAGAAAUAAGACUUUGAACACUUCAGGACUAGCAUUAAAAAAUAUGUAUAUGUAAUGGAAUGGAAUUUGUUACAACAGAAAAAUACGAACAUUUCAGGGCUGGCUCUUGUUGGGCAGAAAAUUCCACCAAAAUUAUGUAUGACAAGAUUUAAGCUGCUGUUCACAAAAUCGACAAAUCCAAAUUUAAGAUGGAUUUGGCGAAUAUUUUAUUAUUCAUCUUCGAUAUAUCGUGCGGGUUAUGUACCGUUGUCGUAUCGUGGGUUAUGUAUCAUUGUGUGUAUUGUAUCGCGGGUUCUGUGUUGUUAUGCGUAUCUUUCUUUUUUUUAUUUUCUUUUUUAUUGUCCCAGGUCACAAACAUAGCAGUGUCAGGGAUGGGAGCCCCAAAUCACUGCUGUACAUAUAAUAAAUAUACAACACAUAUAUCCAUACACAAACAAAUACGUACACAUGUACCCCAAUGUCCUCCAAUACAUACACAUAUGUACAUACAUAGAUUCACACAGACAUAUGUGCAAAAAAGCAUCAAUGUAAGUGGGUACAAGAGUAGUAAAUAUAUAUAUAUAUGUAAUUGGUUUAAUCUGGGAUAUUAUAAAGAGAAGAGAGGAUAAGAAAGAGGAAAAAGAGGUAGAAGACGAGAUAAGGUUAUACAUGAGGUGUAUGUUUCUUUUUCUUGUUUUCCGCUAUCUCCGAACAAGCCAUAGACAAGAACAAACUUAAGCUAACAUCAUAUAUUUCAUUUAAUCGUUAUCAUUAAAUAAAUUAGCCCAUGUAGCCCAUUGUUUAUUAAACAUUUCGUAUUUGCAAUUUUUAUAUAAAAUAAAUCUAUUUCAAAUUUUUGCUUCAACAGAUUUUUAACAACUUUGAUUUCUAAAUUCUUUUUUUUGUGUCUUAGUUCCAUAAACAUAAUAUUUUAUAUUAAUAAUUAACCAGUUAAGGAAGUUAGAUUUUUUGUUAUUAAUAAUACCAAAGAUGACAUUAUUUUUAUUGAAAUUAAUUAUAAUACCAGUCUGAGUCAAUAUCCAGUUUUGUACUGCAACGCAUAAGUUGUGAACCUUAUUGCAUUUGAAAAAUAGAUGUGGUAUGGUUUCUGGAUGGUUGUUACAAAAGCUACACAUGUUUGACUCAUGUAUGUAUCGUUGUGCGUGUCGCAUCAUGGGUUAUGUAUCGUUGUGCGUAUUGUAUCGCGGGUUACGUAUCGUAUCGUGAAAGCCUUGUUUGUAACGAUGGGGUCACAUGCAUGAGAUUCAUCUGUCUCCUAUACAUCAUACUGUUAUUAUUUUUGUUGUCUCGUGUUGGUGAAAUUAUAGGCAUUACUUUUCUGAUGGCGAUGAAGGUGACAGUGUUAAUUACGCAGCUAACUCUGUAAAAGUUUUGCAUUCAGGACCGGUUCUCACAAUAUAUAUUAUUGUACCUGAUGGCGAUGAAGGUGACAGUGUUAAUUAUGCAGCUAACUCUGUAAAAGUUUUGCAUUCAGGACCGGUUCUCACAAUAUAUAUUAUUGUACCUGCUUUAUGGGUUGUACAAAUGUAUAUGUUCAUUUCGAUGCAUCUUUAUAAUAAAUUAUUAAAUUCGUUUAAUAAAUUU
Gigantopelta aegis is the source of this 3054-nucleotide messenger RNA. RefSeq names its product LRP chaperone MESD-like. The transcript is spliced from 5 exons. The coding region runs from base 188 to 964 and encodes 258 amino acids. Gene Ontology annotation, biological process: protein folding. The record is from RefSeq and is a predicted model, not a curated record. NCBI's taxonomy places the organism in Eukaryota, Metazoa, Mollusca, Gastropoda, Neomphalida, Peltospiridae.